Molecule: messenger RNA, 1822 nt
Organism: Neopsephotus bourkii (Bourke's parrot)
Lineage: Eukaryota; Metazoa; Chordata; Aves; Psittaciformes; Psittacidae
Gene: GSDMA
Product: gasdermin A
Exons: 8
Coding region: 86-1405 (439 amino acids)
Biological process (GO): defense response to bacterium; pyroptotic inflammatory response
Molecular function (GO): phosphatidylinositol-4-phosphate binding; phosphatidylinositol-4,5-bisphosphate binding; phosphatidylserine binding
Source: RefSeq, a predicted model, not a curated record
AGUAAUUUGGCUUAACGUGUCUUGCCUCUUCCUAAGGCACAAGUCUCUGUUGCUGUGGAUCAAAAAUUCAUCCAGCUGCAACAGGAUGUUUAAAAAAGUCGCCCAAUCCAUAGUGAAACAAAUGGAUCCAGAUGGAGACCUGGUCCCAGUUCGCAGCUUGUUGGACCAUGAACAUUUCAGACCCCUGUGCCUAGUGAGAAGAAAGAAACAAACCGUGUUCCAGCGAUCUCCCCGCUACAAACAGACAUGGUACAGACUGGAGGACGUGCUGCUGCCUGGACAGGAUGGUAAAAGCUCAGAGUCUCUCAUUCCCAGUGGAGGUGAACAAGACUCAAAGCAAUUUCUAAUCAAAAGGAGUGGCACUGACAGAAUUGAUGGGAGUCUCACCGUUCCUGUUGACCCCAUAAGAGCGGAACUGAAAGGAGCUGCAUCCUCGGCCAACGAGUGGUCCGUCAAGCUGCAGAAGAAACACAUACCACCACCAAAACUUGAGGCACUGAAAACAGAAAGGAAAAUUAAUACAAAUCACGCCUUCAUUCAACAACUACAGAAAACAGGGCAGAGUUUGUAUGUGGUUCAUGAGACCAUAGAAACCCUGGAGGAGACCAGCUAUCAGGAAACCUCUGAGGCAGGCGGCAACUUCAUGGCCCAGUUUUACGUCAAGUUCUGUGCCAAGGGCACCAGAGGGAACAAACAAAGCAUAACCAUACCCAAAGGCUGCACCCUGGCCUUCAAGGCAUUCCAGAUGGCCAUUUCAGAUGCAAAGUGGGAUUUGGGCUCGUUCUGCUUUUCAGAUGUCCUGGAAGGAACAUUAGGAGCACUGGAGGCAGAAGUCAAAAGGAACUGUCACAUUUUCUCCACGUUGUCUUCUCAGCUGUCCUUCAUCUUAUUAAAAGCCAUCAAAGCUGUGAUGGGAGACAGCAACCUCUUCCAAGAGCUGAGCCACAAAGUGGAAGCAGUCCUUGAUGAAGGUGACAAGGGCCAGCUGAAAACAGAAAGCGCAGCCUUAAAUGACUUGCUGAGGCUAUUGCAACAAUCCUCAACAAACAUUCUCCACCGCAUGGCAGCAGCCAUCACCUACACCCUUGAUGCUUUAGAAGAGCUCAGUGAGGAUCAGCUCCUGCUGCUGCUCGAGUCCUUGGAAAACAAGAUCGUGUCCCAACAGCUUAAGCUGGUUGAGAGCAUCUUGAAACAGAGAGAAUAUGGGAAGGGGUUCGGCACAGACCCCAGCUUGCUCUCCUUCUCCCGAGAGAGGGACCACCAACUAACCAUCGCAAUGAUGGAGAUGAGCGGGGUGAAGCUCCAUGAGGACGGAUCUGCUGCUUGCACAAAAGAAGCCUCCUUAGCCAUAGGAGCCCUGUACGUGUCUCUGUAUGUCCUCAAUCUCCUGAGUAACCCCUGUUAGGUUACACAGCCCUCCCAUGUGCGAUGAUUUAAUCACUUCACAAUGUAUUGGGAAGUCUCUUAGCACAAGCCAGCUUCUUUCUACAAGUUUCAUCCCUGCGUAGGUGAGGCUCUCGCACUGCUUUGAAAUGAGUGGCAAAGGAAAAGAGCUGGGGCUGCCCCAUCCCUGGCAGUGCUCAAGGCCAGGUUGGACACAGGGGCUUGGAGCAAGCUGCUGCAGUGGAAGGGGUCCCUGCCUGUGGCAGGGGUUGGAGCUGGAUCAGCUUUAAGGUCCCUUCCAACCCAAACCACUCAAGAACUCUAAAAGCAAACCUAAGGCAAGAAAACUCCUUAUGGAAGCCAGAUCCCAAACCUGCUUUUCCUUUCCUUCCACAUGAAGGCCAAAUGCCAACUGCAAACCCUGCUAGCCCAAGUGACC